Talaromyces marneffei is the source of this 690-nucleotide messenger RNA. RefSeq lists its product as uncharacterized. Gene Ontology annotation, molecular function: alpha-L-arabinofuranosidase activity. Lineage: Eukaryota; Fungi; Ascomycota; Eurotiomycetes; Eurotiales; Trichocomaceae. Bases 1 to 690 code for a protein of 229 amino acids. Gene Ontology annotation, biological process: L-arabinose metabolic process. The transcript has a single exon. The record is from RefSeq and is a predicted model, not a curated record.
AUGAAUACGGGAGCCGUUGCACCUAACCUUUUCCACUUCACUCCCAAAAACAUCUGGGUGCUCGCGUAUGAAUGGUGCGCAAGUCCAUUCUGCUACAGGACGUCCAGCGAUCCCACGAACGCGAAUGGAUGGUCAUCGCCUCAGCCGCUCUUCUCCGGAUCCUUGUCCGGCGGGUCGGCACCUAUCGACCCUGCCAUCAUCGGUGAUUCCAAGAACAUGUAUCUAUUCUUUGGCGCAGAUAAUGGCAAGAUCUACCGAGCCAGUAUGCCCAUCGGUAAUUUCCCAGGCAACUUUGGCACAUCUGCAACGGUGGUCCUGAGCGAUUCAACGAACAACCUGUUUGAGGCCGUUCAAGUCUAUUCCGUCCAGGGCCAGAACCUGUAUCUCAUGAUCGUAGAGGCUAUUGGUGCAAAUGGGAGAUACUUUCGCUCAUUCACCGCUACGAGUCUAGAUGGCGCAUGGACACCACAAGCCACGAGCGAGUCAGCGCCGUUCGCGGGCAAGGCGAAUAGUGGCGCCACCUGGACGAACGAUAUCAGCAGCGGUGAUCUCAUUCGGAGCAGUGCUGACCAUACAAUGCCCAUAGACCCGUGCAAUCUGCAGUUCCUGUACCAGGGUCGAGCCCCUAACUCUGGCGGGACGUAUAAUUCCUUGCCUUACCGACCUGGUCUUUUGACACUGAAGCACUAG